AGCGCACAGCGUCCUCUCAUCAUGCCCUCCAUAUAGACCUUCCCAUCUUUCGAUCAGUGAUCACUCUCGUUCGGCCACCCUCUCAAACCAACCCAAACCCACGCGCGUGCACCGGCGCGCGCGCGCGCCACCACGAGCGAUGCCUCCCCUUCGCCACGGCGCGCGCGCCAUCCUGCUGCUCCUCCACUACGCGGCCGCCUCCCACCUCCUGCCGCGCGCCGCCGCGGGCCCGUUGCCGGACCCGGCGCUGGUCUUCCCCUCGGCGACCCCCGUGCAGCCCGCCGCCGCCACCGCCGGGGGCACGAUCCCGGCGUUCCCGGAGCAGUCGGACUCCCUCGCGGGGUCCUCCGCCACGUGCCCGCUCGCCCCCGCCCCGGCGCUCCUCCCGGCCGUGCGGUCCGCCUGCGACGCCGACGACGGCGCGCUCCCGCCGAGGCUGCGCUGCUGCCCCGCACUCGCCGCGUGGCUGUUCGCCGCCUACGCGCCCGCCGCGCUGUCUCAGCGGCCCCCCGCCGCGAGGCCGACCCCGGCCGCCGCCGCCGUGGACAUGCCGCUGCCGCCGGACGACUCCGAGGCGUGCGCGGGCGCCGCGGACCGCGCGCUGCGUGCGGGGGGCGCCGCGCUGCCGCGCCCCCCUGGCGGCAACGGGACGUGCGACGUGGCGUUCUGCUACUGCGGGGUGAGGCUGAGGCGGCUGACGUGCGGACCCGCGCCGGCGGAGGGCGGGCUGUGGGCCCCUGCGGACGCCGCGGCGAGGAGGCUGGAGAGGGACUGCGCGCAGGGGGGGACGCCCGGCUGCUCCAAAUGCCUUCGUGCUCUUGCCACGAUAAAGCCCAACAAUCCCGGUGGUGGCGCGGAGGCAGCGGCGCCGGCGGCGAAGGGGAAGAAGCAGGCCGGCCGGGCGAGCGAGAGCGACGGGCGGGACUGCGAGCUCAUGGGGCUCAUGUGGCUGCUGCAGCGCAACGCCACGCGCUACGGCGCGGCGGCCGCGGCCGUGAUCCGGGCCCUGAUGGCCGUGGACGAGGCGUCCGCCGCGGGCGUCGCGGCGCCGGCGGCGGCCGACGACGCGGCGCCGGCCGCGGCGUGCUCGCUCCCCGUGGACGACAUGCCCCUCCCGGCCGAGUACGCGCAGCUCAACGGGGCCAGCGGCGAGCCCGGCCUCUGCUGCUUCCACCUGGUUCUCCUGCUUGCCGUUCUGAGCUUCCGUGUUGCCUACUCGCUGUAGCAUUGGGUCUGUGACGAAUCAAUUUAAUUUUGUUAUAUGGUUCGUUGAGUUU
Panicum hallii is the source of this 1277-nucleotide messenger RNA. RefSeq lists its product as uncharacterized. The record is from RefSeq and is a predicted model, not a curated record. Lineage: Eukaryota; Viridiplantae; Streptophyta; Magnoliopsida; Poales; Poaceae. The coding region runs from base 140 to 1225 and encodes 361 amino acids. The transcript has 2 exons.